AACACUUGGAAUUGAACUGCGUUACCACUUCCGGUUAGACGAAAAGCGAUGAAUGUGGCGAAUGUGUCUUAAGUUGUUUGUAAAUGUAUCAUCUCAGAUGACAAUAUUGAAGGGCAAUGUCCGGUAAGCGCCACAGAAUGCCGUACGUUGCCAAGGUAACGCCACCCAAACUGAUGGUGAGUACUUGCCAUGCUAUGCUGCAGAAGACAGAUCAAGCUUCCAAUUCCAGCACCAGCAGUGCUGAUGGAGUCCUGCCGACAUACACAGCGCUGUCCUCCAAGAACCACUGUUGUAAACUGCUACUGGGCCUGCAGGAUCUACGAAACAAUGAAACUCUAUGUGAUUACUCCAUCCUGGCUGAAGGGGAGGUAAUCCGGGUCCACAAGGCUGUGAUGGCAGCAUGCAGUGAUUAUUUCCGUGUCAUGCUGUGCGGGGACAUGAAAGAAAGCAGAGAAGGGAGUGUGGAUUUGAAGGGCGUCACGGCAAAUGGAUUGCGAGUGGUCGUUGAGUUUGCGUACACUGGUCAGCUGGGACUGACGACGGAGAAUGUAGAGGAUGUUUUGUCAGCAGCGACACACCUCCAGGUUAGUGAUGCUGUAGAGCUAUGCAGCAAGUACCUGGAGACGGUCAUCACUGUGGAGAACUGUGUCGACAUUCUAAACCUGUCCGAACUGUACUCCCUCUCCUCUAUGCGUGUAAAAGCCCAGCAGUAUAUGCUGGAAAACUUUGAAAUUGUAGCAGAGUCAGAACAAUAUUUCAAACUGGCUCACCUUCAACUGGCAGCCAUGUUGGCAGAGAACUCCCUCCGAGUAGUCUCAGAAUAUUGUCUGUUUGAGUUGGUGCUGAUGUGGAUUAAGUACAAGCCGGAGGAGAGGGAGAAGUAUGUGGCAGACUUGAUGCAGAAUCUCAGACUACCAUUGCUUUCAGGAGAGGAGUUGGUGGAAAAAGUGAGUCGAGUGGAGCUGAUGAAAAAGAAUCCUGAAUGCAACGAGUUACUAACUCAGGCCAAGGACUACCAUAUUGUUGUCAGCAAACAGCCAUUGCUUCAGUCUAGUCGCACACAAGUCAGAUCAGAGAGGAAGAGUCUGGUUAUGUGCCAUGCCCAGAAUCUGGAAAGUUACAAUUUCAAGACUAAACGACAAGGAUUUCUUCGAGAUGCUACCAUACCUCUAUAUAACCCAUGUGUAGUUGUAGUGGACAAUUUCAUGUAUGCUUGUGGCGGGAAAUAUGACAGUACCGAGAACAACGAGAUUGCCACUGCCAGAUGUUUCAGAUAUGAUCCUCGUUUUGACUUCUGGUAUGAGCUCUCCUCCAUGAACGAAGCCAGGAAAGACUUUGUUGUGGUAGCAUACAAUGGCCACCUAUAUGCUAUUGCUGGGCAGGAUGAGAACAUGGUGAUGUGCACAGUGGAGUGUUUCUCUAUAGCAAACAAUGACUGGGAGAUGAGAGCUCUGCUAAGUCACUCAGUGUAUGGUCAUGCAGGGACUCUGUGUCAAGACAAACUCUACAUCUCAGGGGGACAGCGUUUCUCUGGCUGUUGUAACAAUCUAGCCUGCUACACACCUGCCAGCGACUCCUGGGAGGAGCGAGCGCCGAUGAUACACAGCCGCUGCAACCAUGUGAUGGUGGAGGUGAAGGACAAGCUGUACGUGAUUGGGGGCAACAUUGAAGACAGCUACGGAUUCCCUGUUCCAAUCAUUGCCAUCGAAAAGUACUGUCCAGUGGCCAAUCAGUGGUCACUGUGUGAGAGGACAGUCAACAUACGAGAGGCUGGGGCUAGCGUCCUCGACAACAAAGUGUACAUAGUUGGUGGGAUCAAUGGUGAACAUUAUUAUUCAGAUCUACUACAGCUGUACGAUCCCAUCCUAGAUGAGAUUACGUUGGUAGAGAAAUUCCCAACAAGGAUCUUUGGAAAAGCCUGCUCCAUUCUUACCCUGCCUCAGUACAUAUAACAAAAGCAAACAACAAAGUCAUGCUUGAUGUCCAUAUUCAUCUUAACUACACCGGGCCGGUGGGGUAGCCUUGUGGUUAAAGCGUUCGCUCGUCACGCCAAAGACCAGGAUUCGAUUCCCCACAUGGGCACAAUGUGUGAAGCCCAUUUGUGGUGUCCCCUUCCGUGAUAUUGCUGGAAUAUUGCAAAAAGCGGCGUAAAACCAAACUCACUCACUCUUAACCACACUACAUGAAGCAUCAUAGAAUCUCUGUCCUCUCCUCCGCCUACAGAUCUAGUAAUGGGAGGUGAGGCUGUGUGAUCUGAUCAUAGUGUUUUGGUCUUUGGAACCAGUACUUGAACAACCGAAAUGAUAAAAUCGCUUCAUCUAAUUCUAAUAUCCUCUCAGUUAUG
Messenger RNA from Haliotis rubra (blacklip abalone), 2344 nucleotides. RefSeq names its product kelch-like protein 26. Bases 117 to 1952 code for a protein of 611 amino acids. The record is from RefSeq and is a predicted model, not a curated record. The transcript has 2 exons. Gene Ontology annotation, molecular function: protein binding. Lineage: Eukaryota; Metazoa; Mollusca; Gastropoda; Lepetellida; Haliotidae.